AUGAAUACUUCGGAAUCAGAAGAAAAGAAAAAUGAGAUAUUAAUUAAAGUUAUUUCUAAAGACGGAGACAUUCGUGUCGUUAAACAAGAGAUGGCAAAGAUGUCACUGACCCUCAAGGAUAUGCUCGAUACUACCGGUGCUGAUCUGUCAGCCAACCAACAACUGCCUCUUCCAUUAAAUCUUAUAUCAACAAAAGUUUUGGAUAAAAUCAUUGAAUACACCGGUUAUCACAGUGAAGACCCAAUUGAAGAAAAAGAUUCGGAUGAUGAAGAAGAACCUGAAAUCAAGAAAAGUGAUGACAUAAGUGAUUGGGACAACAAUUUCAUGAAAAAUAUGGAUUGCAAUACACUUUUUGAUUUACUUUUGGCUGCAAAUUAUCUUAAUAUUAAAGGACUGCUAACUCUCGGCUGUAAAGUAGCGGCAAAUCAAAUCAAAGACAAAAGUGCUGAAGAAGUACAACAAUUGUGGCGAAUUGAGUGCGACAUUAGUCCUGAAGAAGUUAUACAAAUCAAGAGAGAGAACGCUUGGGCUGAAGAUUAA
Messenger RNA from Oppia nitens, 540 nucleotides. Its product is annotated as S-phase kinase-associated protein 1-like. The coding region runs from base 1 to 540 and encodes 179 amino acids. The transcript has a single exon. Lineage: Eukaryota; Metazoa; Arthropoda; Arachnida; Sarcoptiformes; Oppiidae. Gene Ontology annotation, molecular function: cullin family protein binding. The record is from RefSeq and is a predicted model, not a curated record. Gene Ontology annotation, cellular component: cytoplasm; nucleus. Gene Ontology annotation, biological process: SCF-dependent proteasomal ubiquitin-dependent protein catabolic process.